CGACGACGAGGGACGCUGGAGGUUGUAAGAAAUCAACCUCUGCUACCCUACUACCAUCGACCUUUGUGCAUCACACUCAACACUGAAACCCAACGAAACAAGAGAAAUCAACGCGGUCCCACCAACAGCCUAGUAUUCCCCCGAUCACCACUAUGCAUCACUCCGCCCACUCCGCCCACUCCGCCACCCAAGCAGAAUCAGAACAGGAAGAAAUAGAAGAAGAACAAGAAGAAGAAGACACCACUCUCCUCGCUCCCUAUGCCUAUGCCCUCCACCUCCUCCAUCGCCUCCACUCCCAGCAACCCAACAACAACAACAAAACCGAAACACCAAAACCCUCGCCCCUGAGGAGGAGAAUCGUUAUCAUCUUCCUGCUCGCCUGCACACUUGCCGCGAUUGCGCACUUGCUGCUUGUACCGCAUCGGUACGGGGCUUCUGAGGACGGGAAGGCGGCGGUUUCCGUGGCUACGGCUGGGACUACGUCUACGUCUAUGUCUAUGUCUACGUCCAUGCAGGCACGGCCGGAGGAAGAGGGCAUGGGAAUGGCGAGUGAGUCUACUUCGCCGUUUGAUCGAGUCGGGGUAGGGCAAUCGUACGAGGGAGAUGUUUGGCGGCGUGGUAGAUUGAACCGAAGAAGGAGGUAGAUGAGGAAGGAGGCGAAAUAGUCCUCUGUACCUUAGUAUACUCCAUCAAAACUCCUAGCAAGUCAAGAAGAAGAAGAAGAAGA
Westerdykella ornata is the source of this 727-nucleotide messenger RNA. RefSeq lists its product as uncharacterized. The record is from RefSeq and is a predicted model, not a curated record. Bases 153 to 644 code for a protein of 163 amino acids. Lineage: Eukaryota; Fungi; Ascomycota; Dothideomycetes; Pleosporales; Sporormiaceae. The transcript has a single exon.